This is a messenger RNA of Lactuca saligna, 1587 nucleotides long. The record is from the annotation of a GenBank genome assembly. NCBI's taxonomy places the organism in Eukaryota, Viridiplantae, Streptophyta, Magnoliopsida, Asterales, Asteraceae.
AUGUCCAACUCCAACAACAAAAACCACACACUUUUAUAUCUUUUUGCUACCCUCCUGCUAACUUCUCCUAUCCUUGGAACUCAUCGUUCAGACUCCAACAUUAUCAAAUCCUCGUGUGCCAUAACCUUAUACCCCGACAUAUGCUAUUCUACACUCUCCUCCACCAGAAACCUUGCAACUAGAAAGGAUGUAAUCCAACAUGCUAUCCAUAAAACAAAAGAAAUCAUCCGACAAAACUUCAUCACCAUAAAGAAGCUCAUGGUCACUGUCAAUCUCACCAAACGCGGCAAAAUUGCACUCCAUGACUGCUUAGAGAUGAUAGCUGGAACUCUUGAAGAUCUCGACAUGGUGAUCCGAGACCUGGAGGCAUAUCCAAGCAAGAAAUCCCUUCAGGAACAAGCCGAUGACCUCAAAACCCUCAUGAGCACCACCAUUACCAACAAGGAAACCUGCUUGGAUGGCCUAUCGCACGAUGCAGCCUGUCAGCAUUUGCGCAAAUCAAUUAUUCAUGGUCAGGAUCUCGGGGGAAAGAUGUGUAGCAAUGUUCUUGCUAUGAUCACGGACAUGACGAACAUAGAUAUGGCCAACAAGCUGGCUGAGUCGAAUGUACGAAAGCAAAAGGAGGAAGAGUUGAUGAGGCAGCCGGAGUGGUUGUCUAGGAAAGACAGGAGAUUAUUGUGGGGGAAAGUAAUGAGGCCAAACGUGAUUGUGUCGAAGAAUGGUAAGGGAAACUAUACUACGGUGGCCGAAGCCGUGAAGGCAGCGCCAUUCAGUAGCAAAAGCAGGUUCGUGAUAAAGAUAUUGGCAGGGGUGUAUAGGGAGCAUGUUGAAAUUCCAAAAAACAAAACCAACUUAAUGUUUAUUGGGGCGAAUAGAAAUAACACAAUUAUUACUGGGAAUUUGAGCGUCGGCGGCGGCAGCACAACCUGGAAAUCCGCAACCGUAGCCGGAGCUGCGUUGCAUCAAGCCGUGGCACUACGUGUUAGUUCUGAUUUAUCGGCAUUCUAUAGAUGUGGUAUACUCGCAUACCAAGAUACCCUUUAUGUCACCUCCGGACGUCAGUUCUUCGUCAACUGCAUGAUUGUCGGCACUGUUGAUUUCAUUUUUGGUAAUGCUGCAGCUGUCUUCCAAUUUUGUAACAUCCUCGCCCGUCGUCCUGAUCCCCACCAAGGAAACAUGCUCACUGCUCAAGGCCGAACUGAUCCUCAUCAAAACACUGGGCUCGUCAUUCAGAAGUGCAAACUCGGUGCAACCUCCGACCUACAACAAGUUAAAGCCGAUUUUAAAACGUAUCUUGGAAGGCCAUGGAAGAACUAUUCAAGAACGGUGAUCAUGGGAUCCUUAAUUAGUGACGUUAUAGAUCCUGCAGGAUGGUCCCCUUGGAAGGGAACUUUCGCACUAGACACUUUGUAUUAUCGAGAGUACCAAAACACGGGACCUGGGGCUGAUACGUCAAAGAGGGUAAAGUGGAAAGGUUGGGGUGUGAUGAAGAAUAAGAUUGAGGCUAUACCUUUCACUGUUGGAAGCUUCAUCAAUGGUUGGACUUGGUUGCUAUCCACUGGCUUCCCUGUCUGGCCUCUUUGGUAA